UCACUGGUUAUGGAAGAAAAGGAAAUAAGUCUCAUCGAUCAGAAUAUCUCAAGCUUGUUGCAGGUUCCUCUGCGUCCCACCAUCACGUCGCUCAACCUGCAUUGCAAUCGCAUUCCGAGGAUCGAGGGCCUGUCAUCAUUGUGGCUCUUGAGACACUUGGACCUCUCCUCUAAUUGCAUUGCUAAGAUUGACGGUCUCGCUACUCUCACGGCCCUGAGGACUUUAAAUUUAUCCUGCAAUGUCAUAACCAAAGUUGAGGGUUUGAACGGCCUUGUGAAUUUAACAAGGUUAGACUUGUCCUUCAAUCAAAUAAAUGACCUCAGUGGCCUGCUGCAUCUCCACGGCCCUGGGCGCAGGCUCAAGCACCUCAGUCUCCAUAGCAACCGUCUGGGCAGCAUUGAACACCUCUUGCAGUGCCUGCUGGGAUUGCAGGGGUUGAGAGAGGUGCUUUUGAGCUACAGUGGUAAGGACAACCCGCUGUGCACGACCCCAGGUUACCGUGAGAUUGUGAUGCAGUCGCUCCCACAAGUGUCGGUUCUGGAUGGCCUGAAUCGUCUGGGACAGCCGUCAUAUUAUGUGACUGACAGUCCCUGUGACGUUCCUGGGCUGGAGAACUAUGUGGACCUCCUGCUGCUCUCAGAUGGCUGCCACAGUGAAGCGGACAAUUUUGUGACUACUCUGAGUAAAAGACAGAGCGUCGCACCCGAAGCCUGCACCAAUCAAGUUGCAGCGCCUGACAGAGUCAGGAAGUGUAUCCAGCCAUCUGUUAAUGAAGAGAGGGUCAAGAAACUAGAGCAGCAGGUGUCCCGCCUUGUUCAGCAGGUGUCUGCAAAGCAGAAGUCCAGCCAGCCUAGCGACUCGGCGGUAAAAGCACGGAAACUUGUGAAUUGCGCAGAAUGCACGUCUGAGACAGAGUGUGACAGCGGCAAGGAAAACUGCACUCGUUCACCCAUUCCGAAAUCUCGUAAGGCCGUGACGAUAAGAACAAGCAAGCGGUCAGACAGUGAUCACGAAAAUCCUAAGCAGAGGAUGACAAAGCCUGUCAUCAGGGGGUCUUCUUCAUUGCCAAAGGGGGGCGGUGAUGCAUCAGGUUCGACACGGAGGUUCACGCUGAGAACCGGCAAGGAGCCGAUCGAUGUGAAACGCAAGUCUAGCGAGGAGGAAACGUAUAAGGCUAUUUUGGAGGAGCGAGAUCAAGAGAGGGAAAGGCGCUGGAAGGCCGAGCAGGUCGUCACAAAGCUGACGGACGAACUCAAGUGCCUCAAGACUAAGGUCAGCGAGGAGAAAGACCUUCAGAGUAUGGCCAUGCACACCACUGACAGGCUUAAAGACUUGCUGCUAAAGGAGCGAUCAACACGCUGCGAGCUAGAGAGACGUGUGGAACAGCUGGACGGGAGGUGCCGUUCGCUGAACCAGCAGCUGGAGCAGGUGCGUGGCAGCGAAGAGCGUCACAAGCAUAAGCUGCGGCAACUGGAGGAGGACAUCGCCCACGGGGAGGCGCUGCAGGCUCGCCAGCAGGCACAAGAGAUGAAGCAACAGCAGGAGCUGGAGAACGAGUUGACGGGUCUGAAGCGCGAACUGGACGUCCAGAGAGCCAAAGUGCAACAGCUGCACGAGUUGCUGGCGUGCAGGGAGCAAGAACACAGAAAGCAGUUGGAGAUGCGGCUGCAGCCGGGCGGGAUGGACUUCCAAGCAGCGUUGGCAAAAGAAGUGGCGUCCGAGAGGCAAAUUCUUGCUCAGAGAGAGUCUGAGCUCAAGGACAAAAUAGAAAAGGGCAAGAAGGCGUACGCGGCCCUGGAGGACGAAUUCCGGCUGGCGCUCACCAUCGAGGCUGCGCGCUACACUGAGGUUAAGAAAGCGUGCGAUCAAAUGUCGGCAGAGCUGCCAGAGAUGCGAUUGACGCUGGCUCAGUCGCAGUAUAUGGAGAAGAAAUCCGCCUCUCAAGUGCGGGAGCUCUCAGAGCUGGUCAAGGAGCAGAAGAGCCGCAUAUCAGAGCUCCAAAAAGCCAAGAGAGACACGUUGGCUGAGUUCAAGAGGCGCGCUCAGGCUCUGGAGGACGAGCUAGAUCAGGACAGGCGUAUGCGCCUUCAGCUGGAUGCGCUCAAGAAGGACAAAGCACGUCUAUCCUCCCAGCUCGGUGCGCAGGAGUCAGUCAUUGACGGCCUCAGGGCAGAGAGGAAGCUUUGGGGGCAGGAGCUAGCUCAGCAAGGAGCAUCUUUGGCUCAGGACCGCGGACGCCUGGAGGCAAGGAUCGAGGCCUUGGGCACUGAGGUGGAAGCGCAGAAAAAGCAGAUUGAGAGAGACCGGGAUUCCCUCAAAAUCAAAUGCAAAAUCAUGGAGGAUCAAACCGAAACCAUCCGCAAACUGAAAGAGACCCUACAGCAGCGUGACGAGGAGGUCCGCAGUCUACGCGACAACAAGGCCCUGGCUGAGAAGACGUUUCAGCGGCAGCUCAAAGAGGAGACGUCUCAGGUGUCAGAGCUCCGUGAUCGCGUGGAACGCCUUGGCCUGCGUAAGGAGGAGCUCACGCAGCAGUUGGAGGAGAAGGAAGCAGAGAUUGACGAGCUCAUUCGAGUUCACAGUGAAUCCAGUAAAAAGUGGCAGGAAAAGGCUCAGCUGCUGACUCAACUGGAGAGCCAAGUGAACCGAAUGAAAGAAAGUUUCGACAGCAAGGAACGCGCACUUAUAAAAGAGAAAGAGCAAAUGACGGACGCUCACAGAGUGGCGAUGGAGAAGCUCCGCUGCAUGGACGAUGCAUUUCGCACGCAGAUAGAGUCCCUCCAGGCAGCCCAUGAGGCUGAGCUGCUUCAGUUGGAAAAUGAAAAACACGAUCACAUAGCAGAGGCCAAUCAGAAGGUAUUCGAAGUGGAGGAAGAGAUGCGUCAGCUGCUGUUCGAGGUGGACGCCAACAAGAGGAUCACGGAAGAGAAAAUGAAACGUCUUAAUAGUGUCCUUAAAGAUUUCAACUCAUGA
Molecule: messenger RNA, 2973 nt
Organism: Nerophis lumbriciformis (worm pipefish)
Lineage: Eukaryota; Metazoa; Chordata; Actinopteri; Syngnathiformes; Syngnathidae
Source: RefSeq, a predicted model, not a curated record